Microtus ochrogaster (prairie vole) is the source of this 4472-nucleotide messenger RNA. It is a transcript of the gene Adgrg6, whose product is annotated as adhesion G protein-coupled receptor G6. Gene Ontology annotation, molecular function: G protein-coupled receptor activity; laminin binding. NCBI's taxonomy places the organism in Eukaryota, Metazoa, Chordata, Mammalia, Rodentia, Cricetidae. Gene Ontology annotation, biological process: heart trabecula formation; cell surface receptor signaling pathway; adenylate cyclase-activating G protein-coupled receptor signaling pathway. Gene Ontology annotation, cellular component: plasma membrane. The record is from RefSeq and is a predicted model, not a curated record.
GGGCGUGACGAAGGGUCCUGCGGGGCGCGGUCCCGGCCGCCCCGGUCCCCACUUCGGUGGAGCUCGCAGGCAGUAGAGAGCAGAGAGGUGAAGGAGAAGGAUGAGCGUGUAGCCUCUGGGGACCUCUGCGCAGUAAUGCCAGCAUGAUGGUUGAUACACAGGGGAUAAGGUGCUGCCGUUGGAGGUGGAAGCUGAGGACCCUUCUGCUCCCAUUUGCUUUAUGGAUUAUGUGUGUCCCCUGCUCAGUGUGGGGAUGUAGCAACUGCAGGAUUGUCCUAUCCAAUCCUUCCGGAACCUUUACUUCUCCAUGCUACCCUAACGACUACCCUAACACCCAGUCUUGCUCGUGGACCCUCCGAGCCCCUACCGGCUACAUCAUUCAGAUAACGUUUAAUGACUUCGACAUUGAAGAAGCUCCCAAUUGCAUCUAUGACUCACUAUCCCUUGAUAAUGGAGAGAGCCAGACAAAAUUUUGUGGAGCAACUGCCAAAGGCUUGUCAUUUAACUCAACUGUGAAUGAGAUGCAUGUGUCUUUUUCAAGUGACUUUAGCAUCCAGAAGAAAGGUUUCAACGCCAGCUACAUCAGAGUUGCUGUGUCCUUACGGAAUCAAAAGGUCAUUUUGCCCCAGACAUUAGAUGCUUACCAGGUAUCAGUGGCAAAAAGUGUCUCCAUUCCUGAGCUCAGUGCUUUCACGCUCUGCUUUGAAGCUUCCAAAGUUGGUAGCGAAGAUGAUGACUGGAUAGCUUUCUCCUACUCAGACGAGUCCCUCACACAGCUUCUCAGUUUCGAGAAGGCCAACAAUGGUUACUUCCUCUCCAUUUCUGGCUCGAGAUGCUUGCUGAACAGUGCAUUGCCCUUGAAGGAAAAUGAAGACAUCUUCACAGAAAACUUGGAGCAGCUCUGUCUCGUGUGGAAUAAUACUUGGGGCUCCGUAGGUGUAAAUUUCAAGAAAAGCUAUGAAACAGUUCCAUGUGAUUCCACCAUGAGUGCAGUUAUACCUGGGGAUGGGGCAUUGCUGCUGGGCUCCGACAGAGAUGAAAUUGCCUCUCUAAAGGGCAGCAUCUAUAACUUUCGACUCUGGAAUUUCACAAUGGAUUCGAAGGUCCUCACCAACCUCAGCUGUAGUGUGCCCGGGAAUGUCGUGGACUGGCACAAUGACUUUUGGAGCAUCUCAACCCAGGCUCUCAAAGCCGAGAACAACCUGAGCUGUGGUUCCUACCUGAUCCCUCUGCCCGCAGCUGAGCUGACGAACUGUUCGGAUCUGGGGACUCUCUGUCAAGCUACUGUAAACCCUCCUAGUACUACACCACCCACUGUCACCACUAAUAUCCCUGUUACUAACAGAACCCAUAAACCAAAGAAUGACGGAAUAAUGUAUAGAAUAUCUGUUGUGAUUCACAACGACCUUAAUCACCCGGAAGUAAAAGUACAGAGCAAGGUAGCAGAGUGGCUCAAUUCAACCCUCCAGAACUGGAACUACACUGUUUAUGUGGUUAAUAUAAGUAUUCAUCAAAACACAGGCGAGGACAGGAUUAAAGUCAAGAGAGACACCCUGGAUGAUGACAAAAGGGUGGUGCUGUGGGCUCUUCUAGUCUACAAUGCUACCAAUAAUCCCAACCUGGAUGAAGCAAAGAUCGAAGAGAAGAUUAAAUCCAACAAUGCAUCACUAGAUGAAGGACUGAGGCUCCAUGAAGUCAAUGUGAAUAAGCUGGGUACGUGUAGUGCCGAGGAGGAUCCAGAGGGCUUUAGCUGGCCAGCCAUCUCUUCACGCUCUUCCUUUCAACAACCAUGCCCGAACAAGCCGGGCUCUUACAUAACACGGACAUGCCUUUCUAAUGCCACAUCAACCUUCUGGAGCCCUGUUGACACCUCCAAUUGCUCAAGACAACCAAAUCAAAAGGCCAAGGCUAUUUUAGAUUUAACUGGUGAUGGGCAGAACCUAUCCUCAGCCAAUAUUAGCAACAUUGUAGAGGAGGUCAAAAGGAUAGUGAGCGAAGAAGAAAAUAUUGAUAUAACGCUCGGCUCCACUCUAAUGAAUAUAUUUUCUAAUAUCCUAAGCAGUUCGGAUAGUGAUUUGCUUGAGUCAUCUUCUGAAGCUUUAAAAACAAUUGAUGAGCUAGCCUUCAAAAUAGACCUGAAUAGCACACCACACGUGAAUAUUGCAACACAGAAUUUGGCUCUUGGAGUAUCAUCCCUGAUGCCAGGGACGGAUGCACCUUCAAAUUUUAGCAUUGGUCUUCCAAGCAAUAAUGAAUCCUAUUUCCAGAUGGACUUUGAGAACAGACAAAUAGAUUCGUUGGCAUCUGUGAUUUUACCUCCGAACUUGCUGGAGAAUUUAAGUCAAGAAGAUUCCAUAUUAGUCAGAAGAGCACAGUUUACUUUCUUCAACAAAACUGGACUUUUCCAGGAUGUUGGAUCUCAAAGAAAAAUCCUAGUGAGUUAUGUGAUGGCGUGCAGCAUUGGAAACAUUACUAUCCAGAAUCUGAAAGAUCCAGUUCAAAUCAGAAUCAAACACACCAGAACUCAGGAAGUGUAUCGUCCCAUCUGCGCCUUCUGGGAUCUGAACAAAAAUACAAGUUUUGGAGGCUGGAACACUUCAGGAUGUGUUGCGAGCUCGGAUUCGAAUGCUGGCGAGACCAUCUGCCUGUGUAAUCACUUCACUCACUUCGGAGUCCUGAUGGAUCUCCCAAGAAGUGCCUCACAAAUAGAUGGAAGAAACACAAAGGUCCUCACUUUCAUCACCUACGUUGGGUGUGGACUAUCGGCUAUUUUCUCAGCAGCAACUCUCCUGACAUAUGUUGCUUUUGAGAAACUACGCAGGGAUUAUCCCUCCAAAAUCCUGAUGAACCUGAGUUCAGCCCUGCUCUUCCUGAAUCUCAUCUUCCUCCUGGAUGGCUGGAUCACUUCCUUCGAUGUGGCUGGCCUCUGUACAGCUGUGGCUGCCCUGCUGCACUUCUUCCUCCUGGCCACCUUCACCUGGAUGGGGCUAGAAGCCAUCCACAUGUACAUUGCUCUUGUGAAAGUGUUUAACACUUACAUCCACCGGUAUAUUCUAAAAUUCUGCAUCAUUGGCUGGGGUCUGCCAGCCUUGGUGGUGUCAAUUAUUCUAGCGAGCAGAAAACAAGACGAAGUGUAUGGAAAAGAAAGUUAUGGCAAAGAGCAGGAUGAUGAAUUUUGCUGGAUUCAGGAUCCUGUGGUAUUUUAUGUGAGCUGUGCUGGGUACUUUGGAAUCAUGUUCUUCCUGAACGUUGCCAUGUUCAUUGUGGUCAUGGUACAGAUCUGUGGGAGGAACGGAAAGAGAAGCAACCGGACCCUGAGAGAAGAGGUUUUAAGAAACCUGCGUAGCGUGGUCAGCCUGACCUUCCUGCUGGGCAUGACGUGGGGUUUUGCUUUCUUUGCUUGGGGACCCUUAAAUAUCCCUUUCAUGUACCUCUUCUCCAUCUUCAAUUCUUUACAAGGGUUAUUUAUAUUUAUCUUCCACUGCGCCAUGAAGGAGAAUGUUCAAAAACAGUGGAGGCGCCAUCUGUGCUGUGGCAGGUUUCGGCUAGCAGACAAUUCAGAUUGGAGCAAGACGGCUACCAAUAUCAUCAAGAAGAGCUCCGAUAACCUGGGGAAAUCUUUAUCUUCAAGUUCCAUUGGCUCCAACUCAACAUACCUCACAUCCAAAUCAAAAUCCAGCUCCACCACCUAUUUCAAAAGAAACAGUCACUCAUACAGCAGUUCCAUGGACAAGUCGUUGUCAAAACUGACCCACGCUGGUGGAGAGCAGACGUCAAUCAUCCCUGUCCAUCAGGUUAUUGAUAAGGUCAAAGGUUACUGUAAUGCUCAUUCAGAUAACUUCUAUAAAAAUAUUAUCCUGUCAGAUACAUUCAGCCACAGUACAAAGUUUUAAUGUAUGAGGGGGGAAAGAAUCUGUCUGGAGAAGUGUAAACCUUUACAAGCAGAGAAAGCUGUGCCCAACAGAAGGCAGUGUGCUGUUCCCUAGGUAACUGCGGAGCCUUGAGGACUGGAUCUUGUUAGAGAAGCUCUCGUGGGAUCCAGCAUUCAUCUUUUCAGAAUAUUUUUUCUGUGGACAAGCUUCAGUCAUCACACUUCAGAACUGAAAGCACGCUGAACACCGCAGGGAGACAGGACUUCUUAGCAUGAGUCACUCAAUCAAACUCGUCAGAAUUUGAGGGGAAAGGCAUUAAAAUCAGAAGAUACGAGAGGAAGGAACACGGGAGUGAAUUCUAGUUGCGAUCUCAUCUUCACCAUCUCACCUGGAUGUAAGAUGCUUGGAUGUGGCCUGACUUUCAUGAAGACUAAGUAGAAAACACACUAAUUAAUGUUUGGAGUGAUUUGGGAUGCUCACGGGUUCGGUUCCAAUGCUACUUUCUAUGAAUAUAGCAGCAUCUCUUUUUUUUUUCAGUGAAAUUUUCAACAUAAGUAGAAAAGAUGUUUAAUAUUUGACCCAUAUAAUAUUAAGUGUGAU